This is a messenger RNA of Limulus polyphemus (Atlantic horseshoe crab), 1229 nucleotides long. RefSeq names its product glutamate-gated chloride channel-like. Gene Ontology annotation, biological process: chemical synaptic transmission; nervous system process; regulation of membrane potential. Gene Ontology annotation, cellular component: neuron projection; membrane; synapse. The annotation marks the transcript as partial. Gene Ontology annotation, molecular function: extracellular ligand-gated monoatomic ion channel activity; transmembrane signaling receptor activity; chloride channel activity. The transcript is spliced from 6 exons. The record is from RefSeq and is a predicted model, not a curated record. Lineage: Eukaryota; Metazoa; Arthropoda; Merostomata; Xiphosura; Limulidae.
AUGGCCCAGCAGAAGUGAAGGUCAACAUCUACAUCAGAAGUAUCAGCAAAAUUGAUGACGUCGUAAUGGAAUACAGUGUCCAGAUGACAUUUCGCGAAAGUUGGAGGGACGAAAGGUUGAUGUUCGACGACAUGGAAGGUCAAAUGACCUAUUUGACAUUGACGGACCCCGAUAAAAUCUGGAAACCGGACCUGUUUUUCGCCAACGAGAAAGAAGGCCACUUUCAUAAAAUCAUUAUGCCUAACGUCUUACUCCGGAUUUAUCCUAAUGGAAAAGUCCUCUACAGUAUAAGGAUAUCUUUGGUAUUGGCCUGUCCUAUGGACCUCAAAUACUAUCCCUUGGAUAAGCAGACCUGUUCUAUAGUUAUGGCCAGCUAUGGAUAUACCACAGAAGAUCUUACGUUUGAAUGGAAAGAAGGAGAUCCUGUCCAGGUCUCGAAAAACAUUCACCUUCCUCGCUUUACUCUGGAAAAAUACCUAACUGAUUACUGUACCAGUAAAACUAACACAGGUGAAUAUAGUUGCUUGAAGGUGGAUUUAGUUUUCAAAAGACAAUUCAGCUAUUACCUGAUCCAGAUAUACAUUCCUUGCUGUAUGCUGGUCAUUGUAUCGUGGGUUUCCUUUUGGUUAGACCAAAAUGCAAUCCCAGCUCGUGUUUCCCUCGGAGUCACCACUCUGCUCACUAUGGCGACACAAACUUCUGGUAUCAAUGCAUCACUUCCUCCUGUCUCCUACACCAAAGCUAUUGAUGUGUGGACCGGUGUAUGUCUCACCUUUGUAUUUGGUGCCCUUCUGGAGUUCGCCCUUGUGAACUACGCUUCCAGGAGUCAGCUUCGCCAGGCCCCCAAAGCUCAGCGAAAGUGGGAUGUUGAACAUUCUAUUGGACUGGAGCCUGAUCAUCUCGAGGAUGGAGCCACUACUUUUGCCAUGAAGCCAUUAGUACAUCAUCGUGGCGGUGUUCACAAUGAAAAACUACGUCACUGUGAGGUUCACAUGCAGACGUCUAAAAGCAUCAACCCAUUAAAGGAUUGGCUCAACAAAUUUCCAACUCGCUCAAAGCGAAUUGACGUCAUGUCCCGGAUCUUAUUUCCUUUGAUGUUCGCACUUUUCAAUCUAGUGUACUGGUCUACUUAUCUUCUGCGCCAUGAAGAAAUGUAAGAAACUUGAUUGACGUCAUGUCCCGGAUCUUAUUUCCGUUGAUGUUAGUACUCUUCAAUCUAGUGUACUGAU